GUCUGGGCUUCUAAAGUCUAAGUCAUUAAAAUGACUAGCAGUUUUUCUUUUUCUCUGUUUUUCCUGCUAGCUGGGGCUUAUAUGGUUCCAGAAGGUUUCACUAUGGAGAUUGUUGGAGGGAAAGAAGUGCCUCCUCACUCCAGGCCUUUUAUGGCUUCCAUCCAGACUGAAGGCAGUCACAUUUGUGGAGGAGUCCUGAUCCACCCACAGUGGGUGCUGACCGCAGCCCACUGCAGCUUUUUGUUUGACAAAGGCCAACCUGCUACUGUGGUUUUAGGAGCACAUUCUCUCUCAAAGAAUGAGCGCUCCAAACAAAUGUUUGAAAUUAAAAAACUCAUACUAUUCUCAAGAUCUGAAUCAGAUGAUAUCAUGCUGGUAAAGCUUCACACAGCUGCAAAACUCAACAAGUAUGUCCAACUGCUCCACCCAAGAUCCAAAAACUAUAUCAGAGAUGGAACCAAAUGCCAGGUUACUGGCUGGGGAGCCACCAGCCCAGAUGUUUUAAACAACUCUGAUACCCUACAAGAAGUCACUGUUACCAUCGUAAGUCGUAAACGUUGCAACAGCCAAAGUUAUUACAACCACAGACCUACUAUAACAAAAGAUAUGAUAUGUGCAGGAGAUGCCAGAGGCCAGAAGGAUUCCUGCAAGGGUGACUCAGGUGGCCCUUUGAUCUGUAAAGGUGUCUUCCAUGCCAUCGUCUCUAGAGGUGAUAAAUGUGGUAUUGCUAAGAAGCCUGGGAUCUACACCCUGUUAACCAAGAAAUACCAGGAUUGGAUCAAAAGCAAUCUUCCCUUACCUCCUGCAUAUUAAGACUGCAAAUCAUUUUCUUGGAUCUAUCAGUUAUCUGUUUCUCUCUCUUUUCCUUUUUUCAUAAUGUGCUCACAGCUCACCUUAUCUUCAAAUGUAGUUGGAUGUAGGUAAAGCAGAACACACUUGACGUAAAUUUCUGUGCCCUCAAUACUCAUCAUGCUAAUGAAACAAACUCUUUUCCAUGCGUAUCACUGAUAUAUUUUUACCAUACUGAUUUCAUUCUAAAUGAAAUCUAAAAGGUAGUUUGUCUUUUAUGGAUAUGAAGUAAUAUCAGCCCCCAUGUCACCCAUACUCCCCAAAGGCCAGUAAGGUGACUGAAUGAGAUAGUAACUGCAUCCCUCUAAUCAGAUUAAGCUGUGACUUCUGCUGAAUCAUACCAAGUUGUUAGGGUGUUUGUUGUAAGAAUAUUCAACAUAAGACCUUUCCUUUUAAUGAAUUGUAAGUGUAAAAUUCAGUACUAUUAACUAGGUACAAUCAUAUACAACAGGUCUCUAGAACUGAUUCAUCUUGUAAAACUGAAACUUUAUACCAACUGAAGAGCAACUCCCCAUUUUCCUCACCCUCAUCUUCAGCCUUUGGGCACCACCAUUCUACUCUGAGUUUCUAUGAGUUUGGCUAUCCUGUGUUGCAUUUUUAAGAUAAUAAACAGAAAUACAAGCACCCAGCUCAAGAAAG
Molecule: messenger RNA, 1488 nt
Organism: Fukomys damarensis (Damara mole-rat)
Lineage: Eukaryota; Metazoa; Chordata; Mammalia; Rodentia; Bathyergidae
Gene: Gzmk
Product: granzyme K
Exons: 5
Coding region: 31-813 (260 amino acids)
Biological process (GO): proteolysis
Molecular function (GO): serine-type endopeptidase activity
Source: RefSeq, a predicted model, not a curated record